Messenger RNA from Cylicocyclus nassatus, 1726 nucleotides. Lineage: Eukaryota; Metazoa; Nematoda; Chromadorea; Rhabditida; Strongylidae. The record is from the annotation of a GenBank genome assembly.
AUGGCUCUAGCUCCGAUCCUUGCUGCUGCGUUCGUGAUCUUCUUCAUACUGUACUGGAAGAAGAUGUAUUUGCUGAUUCAAGAACGAAUACGGGUCAUUCAAUGCGUUGACAAAAUUCCAGGACCUUAUUCUAUACCUGUGUUUGGCACCACUUGGCAGUUCAAAUGGAAUAUUGCAGGUUUGUCCAUACAAAUGAGAGAAUGGGGCAACUAUUAUGCCGGUCAAGGGCACGGGUUGAUAAGAUUUUGGUUAGGUACAAGACCUAUGAUUGGUUGCCUCACUGCGGAAACUGCGAAACUGGUCUUGGAACGUACCGAUAUAAUAACGAAGGGUGAAGAGUACAACAUCCUCAUGCCAUGGCUCGGCACUGGUUUGCUCAUUUCCACAGGUGAGAAAUGGCGUGCGAGACGCAAAAUCCUGACUCCAUCUUUUCACUUUAAAGUUCUCAACGAUUUUAUCGGCGUUUUUGACCAGCAAGCAAAGAAAUUUGUCUGUCAGUUGGAGGAUGCAGCUGCCAGCAAGCAACACUUCGAUAUCUUUCCAUACGUCAAACGAUGUGCUUUGGAUAUCAUUUGUGGUAGGUCAAAUUCUAAGAAGAAGCAAGUUAGACCAAGAAUUCCUGCCUUGACCCAAGUCAAUAUUAUCGAAGCGGAAAAGAAAAGAAAAGUUUCUUUUACUGCAGAAACGGCAAUGGGAUGUCAUGUAUCCGCUCAGGAAAACCAUAAUCAUCCCUACGUGUUCUCUGUACAAAGGAUGAGUGAACUGGCGUUUCUUCAUGAACGAAUGCCAUGGAUGUGGAUUCCCGCAAUUUGGUAUGCGUCAACUUAUGGGCUCGAGUACGACCGUCAUUUGAAUAUCGUCACAGAUUUUACCAGAAAGGUAAUCAAUGAGAGACUUUCCGAAAGGGAGGGGAAAACUCCUGUGGACGCAGGCAAGAGAAAGGCAUUUCUUGACCUGCUCCUUGAUGUCCAAGCUGAGGGAAACCUCACUUACGAAGACAUUCGAGAAGAGGUUGACACAUUCAUGUUUGAGGGUCAUGACACCACAGCUUCCAGCAUGGGGUGGACAUUGUGGUUUCUAGCACAUAACCCCCAUUGUCUAAAGAAAGUACAGGAAGAGCUGGACGAGAUUUUUGGUGAUUCUGAUAGAAGCUGCACCAAUGAUGAUCUGAAGAUGAUGAAGUACACCGAAAACUGUAUAAAGGAAUCAUUGCGGCUUCGUCCCCCUGUCCCUUUCUUCACUAGGAAACUUGAAAACGAUAUCGACAUCGAGGGAAAUGUGCUUCCCAAAGGAUGCUCGGUGAUGGUCACCCCCUUCAUGGUGCACAGCAAUCCAAUGAUCUAUAAAAACCCUGAGAUUUAUGAUCCAGAACGGUUCAGCGAAGAAAACAUGCUGAAUCGACAUUCGUACGCGUUCAUUCCAUUCAGUGCAGGUCCCCGAAAUUGUAUAGGCCAAAAAUUCGCUCUGCUCGAAGAGAAAACCGUUCUUUCGUGGUUUUUCCGCCGAUACUCGAUUAGGACAGAUAUCGCACAUGAGGACAACAUUCCACUGCCGGAAAUCAUACUCAGACCGUCGCUCGGCUUUCCCGUUGUAAUUUCAAGAAGAUAGAACGAAAUGUAAUCGUGAUUUGCCGGUUCUGAGCAUAUUUGGCUGUGUAUUUGUAAAGUAUUUGUCGUGAUGUUUUUUUAUAAAAAUGUUUCUUUGUCGAUUAAUGAAUUUUUCUAAG